ACGCCAACACCACAAUAUCCAUCAUGAGCAGUAAAAUGAAUAUAGAUCAAACGGGGUCAGGCACCAUUGAUGAGGGAUUAUACUCCCGACAACUAUAUGUUUUGGGUCACGAGGCCAUGAAGCAAAUGAGUCAAUCAGAUGUUUUAAUUAUCGGAUGCAAAGGUCUCGGUGUUGAAAUUGCUAAAAAUGUUUGCCUUGCUGGUGUCAAGAGUGUUACGUUAUACGAUCCUCAACCAACUCAUAUCGAGGAUUUGUCUUCACAGUACUUUUUGACCGAAGACGACCUGGGCGUUGCACGUGCUGAAGUCAGUGUACCAAAAUUGGCUGAACUUAAUCAAUAUGUUCCCGUUUCUUCGACUCCACAAUUGUCAAUUCAAGAUUUAAAAAAAUAUAAGUGUGUUGUUGUCACUGAGACUUCUCUCAGCAAACAAUUGGAAAUUAAUGACUUUACUCAUGAAAACGGAAUUGCCUUUAUCUCCGCAGAUAGUCGCGGUUUAUUUGGUUCUGUGUUUUGCGAUUUCGGACCCGAAUUUAUUUGCACUGAUGUUGAUGGAAACGAACCCUUGACUGGAAUGAUUGCUAAUAUUACCGACGAUGGCACUGUUACGAUGCUUGAAGAAACUCGCCACGGCUUAGAAGAUGGUGACUAUGUGAAGUUUGCUGAAGUUAAGGGUGUGCCUGCUUUGAACAACGGCCAGCCUCACAAGGUAGAAGUUAAGGGUCCUUAUACCUUUUCUAUAGGAUCUAUAGACGUUCUUGGUGGUUCCGCUGCCACUGGUGGCAUUUUUACUCAAGUCAAAAUGCCUCAAAAGCUCGCCUUCAAAUCCCUUCGUGAGUCUUUAAAGGAGCCUGACUAUGUAUUUCCUGAUUUUGGAAAGAUGUUGCGUCCUCCUCAAUAUCAUGUAGCCUUCCAAGCGCUUUCUGCUUUUGCUGAUACACAUAACGGCGCCUUACCUCGUCCCAGAAACGAUGCUGAUGCUGGCGAAUUCCUUCAACUUGCGAAGAAGAUCGGUACUUCUUUUGAUUCUCAGUUGGAGUUGGACGAAAAACUUCUUAAAGAGGUUUCUUAUCAAGCUAAAGGUGACCUUGUUUCCAUGUGUGCUUUCCUUGGUGGUAUCGUUGCUCAAGAAGUUUUGAAGUCUACCACUAGCAAAUUCUUCCCCUUUAAGCAAUUUUUCUACUUCGAUUCCCUCGAGAGUCUUCCAACCUCUGUGGAACUUAGCGAAGAAUCCUGCAAGCCUCGAGGCACUCGUUACGAUGGCCAAAUUGCAGUUUUUGGUGCCGAGUUCCAACAAAGACUGAGCUCCUUAAACCAAUUUUUAGUUGGUGCUGGUGCCAUCGGUUGUGAGAUGUUGAAGAACUGGUCUAUGAUGGGUGUUGCCACGGGAGAACAUGGUCAUAUUCAUGUUACCGAUAUGGAUUCGAUUGAAAAAUCCAACUUGAACCGUCAAUUCCUAUUCAGACCCCGUGACGUGGGUAAAUUGAAGGCUGAAUCUGCCGCUAAUGCUGUAGCCAUCAUGAAUCCUUCACUAACUGGAAAAAUUACCUCUUAUCAAGAACGCGUUGGACCCGAGAGUGAAGGCAUUUUCGGAGACGAGUUCUUUGGUAACCUUUCUAUGGUGACUAAUGCUUUGGAUAAUGUUGAAGCUCGUUUGUACGUCGAUCGCCGCUGUGUUUUCUUUGAAAAACCAUUGUUAGAGUCUGGUACUUUAGGUACAAAGGGUAACACUCAGGUGGUUGUUCCUCACCUUACCGAAUCGUAUGGAUCAUCCCAAGACCCUCCUGAGAAAUCUUUCCCUAUCUGCACUCUUAAAAACUUCCCUAACCGUAUUGAGCAUACAAUUGCUUGGGCACGUGAUUUGUUCGAGGGAUUAUUUAAGCAACCUGUUGACAACGUAAACUUGUAUCUCAGCUCGCCCAACUUCUUGGAAACAACUUUGAAAACCAGCAGUAAUCCUCGUGAAGUGUUAGAGAAUAUUCGUGAUUAUCUUGUCACUGAUAAGCCUCUUUCUUUUGAGGAAUGUAUUAUUUGGGCUCGUAAUCAAUUCGAAAAGUUUUUUAACCAUAAUAUUCAACAAUUACUUUUCAACUUUCCCAAGGAUUCUGUUACCUCCAAUGGUCAACCUUUCUGGAGCGGUCCCAAGCGCGCUCCUUCUCCUUUAACAUUCGAUAUCAACAAUCGUGCUCACUUUGAUUUCAUCGUUGCUGCUGCCAGUAUCUAUGCUUUCAAUUAUGGUUUGAAGGAGGAAACUGAUCCUGCUCUUUACGAACGGGUUCUUUCCAGCUUUAAGCCUGCUGAAUAUACUCCCAAGAGUGGUGUCAAGAUUCAAGUCAAUGACUCUGACGAAGCACCAGAAGCAGCUGCUAACUCUGACAAGCAAGAGCUUAAAUCUAUUGCUGAUAGCUUACCUCCUCCAUCUUCUUUGGCCGGCUUUAGAUUGACACCUGCAGACUUUGAAAAGGAUGAUGACACCAACCAUCACAUUGACUUCAUUACAGCUGCUUCUAACCUUCGAGCUCUGAAUUAUGAGAUUACGACCGCCGAUCGUUUUAAGACCAAAUUCGUCGCUGGCAAGAUUGUGCCUGCUAUGUGUACUUCUACCGCAGUUGUUUCUGGUUUGGUUUGCUUAGAAUUAGUCAAGUUGGUAGAUGGCAAGAAGAAAUUGGAAGACUAUAAAAACGGAUUCUUUAACCUUGCUAUUGGGCUUUUCACAUUCUCAGACCCUAUUGGAUCUCCCAAGAUGAAGUUCAACGAAAAGGAGGUUGACAAAAUUUGGGACCGGUUUACUCUUCCCAACUUCACCUUGCAAAAUCUUAUAGACCACUUUUCCGAAAAGGAGGGCUUGGAAGUCACUAUGCUUUCUUCUGGUGUUUCUUUGCUUUACGCUAAUUUUCAACCACCCAAGAAACUUGCAGAACGUCUACCCCUCAAGAUUUCUGAUUUGGUUGAACAAAUAUCGAAGAAGAAGUUGGAGCCUUUCAGAAAGCAUUUGAUCCUUGAAGUUUGUUGCGACGACAAAGAUGGUGAAGAUGUUGAAGUUCCUUUCAUUACAGUCAAAGUUUAAAGAGAAAAAGUAUUAAUGAUUUUUAAUGGUUUAAGAUUGUCUGCGCAAUAUGGAUUUAAUGGCUUGGUCUUUUCAUAGAUUCGAUAUAGCUAAAAAAUCUUUGUGUUUGUAUCUAUUUAUCUUGUUAAACUAAAUGAGCAUAUAUUUUCUCAUUGAUUGUGUAUAUGUAGUAUCAGU
Molecule: messenger RNA, 3242 nt
Organism: Schizosaccharomyces octosporus yFS286
Lineage: Eukaryota; Fungi; Ascomycota; Schizosaccharomycetes; Schizosaccharomycetales; Schizosaccharomycetaceae
Product: ubiquitin activating enzyme E1
Exons: 2
Coding region: 24-3065 (1013 amino acids)
Biological process (GO): protein sumoylation
Cellular component (GO): cytoplasm; SUMO activating enzyme complex
Molecular function (GO): SUMO activating enzyme activity
Source: RefSeq, a predicted model, not a curated record